Molecule: messenger RNA, 855 nt
Organism: Hyphopichia burtonii NRRL Y-1933
Lineage: Eukaryota; Fungi; Ascomycota; Pichiomycetes; Serinales; Debaryomycetaceae
Gene: PIR1
Product: beta-1,3-glucan linked protein
Exons: 1
Coding region: 1-855 (284 amino acids)
Biological process (GO): fungal-type cell wall organization
Cellular component (GO): fungal-type cell wall
Molecular function (GO): structural constituent of cell wall
Source: RefSeq, a predicted model, not a curated record
AUGAAAUACUCUACCGUUUUUACUGCUUCUGCUUUCGCUGCUACUUCCUUGGCUGCCACUGUUCCUUCUGAACCUUGGACUACUUUAACCCCAACCGGUUCUGCUCCAACUGGUGCUAGCACUGACCACACUCAUAAAUUCGGUAUUUCUAUUAAAACCGUUUCUGACGCUUCUGCUUCUGCUUCUUCCGCUCCUGCUAAAAGAGACGGUGUUGUUAACCAAAUCGGUGAUGGUCAAAUUCAACAACAAACUUCUGAAACUUAUUCUGCUCCAAAACCAACUACUGCAUCUGUCAUUAACCAAAUUGGUGACGGUCAAAUUCAACAUCAAACCGCUCAAACUACUGCUUCUGUCAUUAACCAAAUCGGUGAUGGUCAAAUCCAACAUCAAACCGCACAAACCGCCUCCGUUAUUAACCAAAUCGGUGAUGGUCAAAUUCAACACCAAACUGCUGCUACCUCCGCUAACGUUGCUUCUCAAAUCGGUGAUGGUCAAGUUCAACAAUCAACUGAAACUGCUUCUGCUGAUGAUAAAUCUGAUGGUAACAUCCCUCAAGCUUGUAUGGGUUCCAGUGCUUUAUCCAUGGAAUUGAAAUCUUCCGUUUUAACUGACUCUAAAGGUAGAAUUGGUGCCAUUGUUGCUAAUAGACAAUUCCAAUUCGAUGGUCCUCCUCCUCAAGAAGGUUCCAUCUACGCCGCUGGUUGGUCAGUUACUUCUGAAGGUUUAUUAGCCUUAGGUGAUCAAACUACCUUCUACCAAUGUGCUUCUGGUGAUUUCUACAAUUUAUAUGAUGAAAACAUUGCUGCUCAAUGUGCCGCUGUUGAAUUAAGUAUUAUCGAUUUGGUUAGCUGUUAA